Messenger RNA from Dibothriocephalus latus, 231 nucleotides. The record is from the annotation of a GenBank genome assembly. NCBI's taxonomy places the organism in Eukaryota, Metazoa, Platyhelminthes, Cestoda, Diphyllobothriidea, Diphyllobothriidae.
UUCACCUCGGCCAGCCGCCACAUUGACGGGGCACGCAGUGAAGUGGCUGACCCUCUAUUUCUCAUCUGCAACUUUUUUCCCGCAAUUGACCUCACUGAGGUGUCUGCCGAACAACACGGUGUUAUUUCAGCCUGUGACAAGGAUGUUUCCGGACUCCAACUCCAGGAACUGUCACUGACUACUGGCAACGGCACCAGUCUCUGUGACGUAUCCACCGCCUCCCACCGUUGA